Molecule: messenger RNA, 2089 nt
Organism: Aphis gossypii (cotton aphid)
Lineage: Eukaryota; Metazoa; Arthropoda; Insecta; Hemiptera; Aphididae
Gene: CDC50
Product: cell cycle control protein 50A
Exons: 8
Coding region: 461-1513 (350 amino acids)
Cellular component (GO): endoplasmic reticulum; Golgi apparatus; plasma membrane
Source: RefSeq, a predicted model, not a curated record
UAUUAAUAGUUCAUACUCCGUUCAGUAGUUGAGGACUAACGAUUUGUAAGAAUAUGAUAUUAUAUACAUAAUAUGAUAAAAAUAUAUAAUGUACAGUAAAGUUGUUCACCGUAGUUUCGAACACUGAACAGUUCGUCACAGAAUAAACUUUAUUACACUAAUAUUAUUCUGGCAAUUACCCGAAUGCCGCUGUGCCGUCCGCCGUAUUAUCACUUUAGUUUAUAACAGUAAUAACAUUCAAUUUAAUCUAAUUUUUCAUAUUUUAUAUUAAAGUUUUACAGUCGCGAUUGUCUGAUUGAUUGCAUGUUCCGAAGUGAUCAAUUUUAUUAUAUUCGUAGUGCUGUCAAAUAAGUGAUGUGCUAUCAGUUAGCGUUGUCGUCUGUAGACCCGCUAUAGUUGUUAUAAUAAAAUACUUAUCGCUUGUACUGUUAAGCGUACAUCUUACAGUGUUAUACACACAAUGUUGGAUGCACAGGAACCAAAGUCUAAAAAACCAGCAGAUACAGCAUUCAAACAACAACGAUUGCCUGCGUGGCAACCAAUUCUAACGGCCCGCAAUGUAAUGCCCAUAUUCUUUGCAGUUGCCGCAGCGUUUGUUCCGAUUGGCAUAGGUUUACUAUACCUUACAAAUCUAGUUCAAGAAUUUACUCUUGAUUAUACCUACUGCAAAAAUGUUGAUAAUUUGACUGAAUCUUGUGCAGAACACAUAAAAAGCAAUCGUAACUUGUCUUGUAAUUGUAUUAUUCCAUUUAAAUUGGAAGAAGAUUUUUCUCCUAAUGUUUUCAUGUACUAUGGAUUAACCAACUAUUACCAAAACCAUCGGCGCUAUGUAAAAUCAAGGGACGAUUUUCAGUUGCUUGGAAAACUUAGCAAAACUCCAUCUAGUGAUUGUGCACCUUUUGAUUAUCACAACAACAAACCAAUUGCUCCUUGUGGAGCUAUUGCCAAUUCAUUAUUCAGUGAUAACUUAACAUUGGUGUACAAUGAUAAACCUGUUCCAUUACUUCGAACACAAAUUGCUUGGGAAUCUGAUAAAAAUAUCAAGUAUCAAAAUCCAAAAGGAGAUUUGAAAGAAGCAUUUAAAGAUUUUGAAAAACCAAUUGACUGGCGUGUGAAUAUAUGGGAAUUGGAUAAGGAAAAUGAUUCAAAUAAUGGUUUUGAAAAUGAAGAUUUGAUUGUUUGGAUGCGAACUGCUGCACUUCCUGAUUUUCGUAAAUUAUACAGACGUAUUGAACAUAAAAAUGAAUUUAAAAACGGCUUACCUAAAGGAAAUUACAAAUUAGUCAUAGAAUAUAAUUAUCCAGUUGCAGGCUUUGGCGGAACAAAAAGUCUGAUACUAUCUAACACUUCAUUUACAGGGGGCAGAAAUUUGUUUCUUGGAUAUGCUUAUAUUGUUGUUGGAUGUUGUUGCUUUUUAUUAGGGUUAAUGUUUUUAAUUCUUCAUAUCAAAUAUAAACCCAGUGCAAAUACAGGAGAUAUUACUAUUGUUUCCCCAUCAACAUCUUAUCAGUGAUUCAGCAUAAUUAUUUCUUAAAGAAAUAAUUCCUGGUGUUAUCUGCACGUACAAAUCUAAUUAGGCUGUGCUUAAAUUAGCAACUAAUGAGCUUUAUAAGACAAUGUGAUAUAUUUAAAAAAAUCAUAUUUUAAUUUAUCACAAUUGUUUAAUCACAAUCGACCAAUAUCUAAUUUAUUUUAUAAUGUACUUAUAAGUUAAAUUAUUUAAGCAUAUAAUAUAUCUUUAAUACAUAUAACACCAUAUAACUUAAAUCAGUUAAAUCCAAUAUAUAUUAAGUUGUACUAUUAUUUAUUAUGAAACACUGUCACUUAAAUAAGUUUUGAUAAUUUAUUAAAAUUUGUUAUAAUAAUCAUUUGUUACCUUUAUAAAACAAUUUUAAGCUUUAAACUAUAUAUUUGCACGUUGUUUUAAUGUAAAAUGAAUAGUAAAUAAGGAUUUUAAGUAUGUGUUUCUAGUCAUAGGGGUUAACAUUUGUUAGCUGUUAUUAAGACUUAAUUUUAGAACAAUAUAAAGCUUUUUUAUUAUUAUUUGUUUACAUUUAAACAUUAAACAAUAACAUAUUUGUUGAUUUUA